GCUUCAGUCUGGGUUCUACUAUUCAGUCUCAGACCAAAGGUAUCUGGAUGUGGUGUGUCCCUCACCCCAUGUAUAAGGAUCGUGUUCUGGUUCUCUUAGACACAGAAGGCCUGGGGGACGUAGAGAAGGGGGAUAAAAAAAACGACAGCAAGAUCUUCACCCUUGCAAUCCUACUAAGCAGUGCCUUGGUGUAUAAUAGCCUCGGCACCAUCAAUCAGGAUGCCCUAGACAAAUUAAAAUUUGUAGGGGAAAUCACGGAAUUAAUCAAGGUGAGAACUGGCAGCAUUCCGGACGAGCAAGCAACAUUUUCCACAUACUUCCCCAUCUUUGUUUGGGCAGUGAGAGAUUUUAAUCUGGAACUGGAGAUUGAUGGGAAGACGGUCUCAGCGGAUGGUUACCUGGAGAACGCCUUAAAGCUUAAAACACGAUUGGGUGAGUUGGCAAAACUUUACACUGAAUCUCUAAACUCCUCUAAUGUUGCCUGCUUGGAGGAGACGGUGGUUUCCUUGGCUGAGAAGGAGAACAAAAUUGCCAUUCAGGAAGCAACAAAGCAUUAUGAGAAGAGGAUGAGGACAGUUGUGAUGCCCACUGAAACUCUCAAACAAUUCCUGGAUCUGAGCAGUCGGUUUGAAGAUGAAGCUCGGAAGGUAUUCCUGAAAAGAUCGAUUAAGGAUAAAGAUCAGAAAUUCCUUAAAGAAUUUUUGGAAAAGGUCCAGAGAAUGAGAAUAGAGUUUAAUACUAUGAAUGAGGCGAAGUCUCGGGAGGUGUGCACGGCUCUUAUUAAGAAGCACUCUGCUGACUUUGAGAGAGCUUUGGCUGAAGGAACAUUCCGCACGCUUGGGGGACAUGCAAAAUUCAAGCAGGGCUUAAAAGCCGUAGAAGAAAAGUAUAAUUGUGAAGGAGGAAAAGGUGUAAAG
This is a messenger RNA of Nanorana parkeri, 917 nucleotides long. Its product is annotated as guanylate-binding protein 6-like. The record is from RefSeq and is a predicted model, not a curated record. The transcript has 5 exons. The annotation marks the transcript as partial. Gene Ontology annotation, molecular function: GTPase activity; GTP binding. Lineage: Eukaryota; Metazoa; Chordata; Amphibia; Anura; Dicroglossidae.